CGUCUCUCUUCUCUUCUGGUGGGCUUCUCUUGUCCUCUUCUUCCUGUGCCGCGAACGGAUCACUAUCAUACACGAUCAUAUAUAUAUAUUUAACAACACAACGGUCGGUUAUAUAUAAAACAAUUUUGUGAAUCGGGUCAAAUCUCGGAUAAAUUUGAAGUUUUUGUCUACCCAACCCUCAAAUUUGAUUAGGAAAUUUAGAAAACAAUCAGAUUUUCAAUUGGUGUAUUUCGGGUUAGGGAGAAUGUUCAACGGCAUGAUGGAUCCAGAAUUGAUGAGAAUGGCUCAAGAGCAGAUGAGUCGCAUGUCCCCUGCUGAUUUGGCUCGGAUGCAGCAGCAGAUGAUGUCUAAUCCUGAGUUAAUUAGAAUGGCUUCGGAAGGCAUGAAAAACAUGAGACCAGAUGACUUCAAGGUUGCUGCAGAACAGUUGAAGCAUACCCGUCCAGAGGAUAUGGCUGAGAUUGGUAAGAAAAUGGCUAAUGCAUCACCUGAAGAAAUAGCAGCGAUGCGUGCCCAAAUGGAUGCACAGGUUAAAUAUGAAAUUAGUGGAGCCGAGUUGCUGAAAAAGCAGGGAAAUGAUCUUCACACCCAGGGAAGGUUUAAGGAGGCCCUGCAGAAAUAUUCUCUUGCAAAGAAAAAUCUGUCAAGUAUUCCUGCUGCAAAAGGCAGGAGUCUCUCAUUGGCUUGUUCCUUGAACAUGAUGUCGUGUUACUUAAAAACUGGACAAUACCAUGACUGCAUAAAGGAAGGUAGUGAGGUUCUGGCAUAUGAUGACAAGAAUAUCAAAGCCCUUUAUCGUAGGGGUCAAGCUUAUAAAGAGCUGGGGCAGCUAGAAGAUGCAGUGUCUGACUUGAGUAAUGCACAUGAAGUCUCACCUGAUGAUGAAACUAUUGCUGAUGUCUUAAGGGGAGUCCAAGAAAGAUUGGUGAAAGAAGGUGGUGCUUCAAGACGUAGAGGAGGAUUGGUUAUUGAAGAAUUAACUGAAGAAGAACCACCAGUGUCUUCUGAAACCACGGAUGGUCAAGCUGCAGAAAGUGUUGCAUCACAACCACGAGAAGCGAUCAGUCCUCCUAAGAGUCAAAGUGAAAUCCUUGGUGGGCCUCCCUUAUCAAAUUCAGAGUCUUUGGAGGCUUUAAAAAAUGACCCAGAAUCCAUUAGAUCCUUCCAGAAUUUUAUUUCUUGCACUGAUCCAGACACCCUGGCUGCCUUCAGUGGCGGAAAAGCCGAAGGCAUACCCCCUGAAAUGGUGAAGACUGCCUCCAAUGUUAUUGGCAAGAUGUCACCGGAAGAACUACAAAGAAUGGUCCAGUUGGCUUCCUCCUUUCAAGGAGAAAAUUCGUUUCUUAAUAAAGGUUCCUCAGAUAACUUUGGGCCUGGUUCGGUUCCUCCAAAUGUAACACCCGACAUGCUUAAAAUGGCAACUGAUAUGAUGGGCAAGAUGUCUCCAGAAGAAAUGCAAAAGAUGUUUGAAAUGGCAUCUACGUUAAAAGAGAAAAGUCCAGUAUCAGCUGCAACAACUAUAGAUUCUAAUGGAUCUAGGCCGAAUCAGCAGUCAAAGCCUCGAGACACUAGGGAAAGUUUCAAAGUGGAUGAUAGUGCAAGUGCAAGCACUUCAUCUGAAGGGUUUUCUAAUUCAAAUAAUGGUCUUCAAUCAAGCUUAUCAAGCUCAAAUGCUGAUCUGCAAGAAGAAAUGAGAAACCGAAUGAAAGAUCCAGCCAUGAGACAGAUGUUCUCUUCAAUGAUUAAAAGCAUGAGUCCAGAGGUGAUGGCUAAUAUGAGUGAACAAUUUGGAUUGAAGCUCAGUCAGGAAGAUGCAGAGAAAGCUCAACAGGCAAUGUCUUCAUUGUCACCAGAUGACUUGGAAAAAAUGAUGAAGUGGGCCGAUAGAAUUCAAAGAGGAGUGGAAGGCGCGAAGAAGACGAAAAAUUGGCUCUUAGGAAAACCUGGCAUGAUCUUGGCUAUACUUGUGCUGCUUUUGGCAGUCAUCCUUCACUGGCUGGGCUUCAUCGGGCGCUAGACUUAACGUGUUAGGCAAAGCCAAAGAUUAGUUGACAGAGCCUGCCAUUAUGACCCAUGUUCAACAAGUGGAUUAGAGUUUGGGAUCCUCGUUAUAGUGCACUUAAAAUGGGAAUUUGUGGAUGAAAGUAUUACCAGUUGGUUGGAGAUGACAGCAGUAAUUUUGUUAUAUUAAUUUUCUUCUUUUUCUUUGAUUUGGGUGUUCUGAUGCAACUUGACAAAUUUUUUAAUUCGUUUUUUAGGAGUAGAACGCACCAUUUCAACAUGAUUUUUUUUUUUUUUUU
Messenger RNA from Nicotiana tabacum (common tobacco), 2300 nucleotides. Its product is annotated as outer envelope protein 61. The record is from RefSeq and is a predicted model, not a curated record. Gene Ontology annotation, molecular function: protein binding. NCBI's taxonomy places the organism in Eukaryota, Viridiplantae, Streptophyta, Magnoliopsida, Solanales, Solanaceae.